Vigna angularis (adzuki bean) is the source of this 879-nucleotide messenger RNA. RefSeq lists its product as uncharacterized. NCBI's taxonomy places the organism in Eukaryota, Viridiplantae, Streptophyta, Magnoliopsida, Fabales, Fabaceae. Bases 1 to 879 code for a protein of 292 amino acids. The record is from RefSeq and is a predicted model, not a curated record. The transcript is spliced from 2 exons.
AUGGCAUCUAGAUCUCCUCCUUCCUCAGAUGUUGAUCCGUCUAACUCUAAUCAGAUGUUGAAUGCGAAUACCAUUGCGUUACAAAAUUUGGAAGCUGCCAGAGUAUCGGCUGAGAAUGCUAGAGUAUCAUCUGAGAAUACUCAAAGACAGUUUGUGGAAGUGUUGACUAAUGGUAGGACCACUCCAGGUGUUCCUCCCUUCACUAUUCCAGUCCAAGAGUGGAGUUUGGAGAACUUUCUUCAGCAUCACCCUGCAAGAUUCACAGGAAAAUGCAGUCCGGAUGAAGCUGACCAUUGGUUCAGGGAUAUGGAGAGGAUAUUUGAAGCUAAAGGAUGUCCUGAUGAGAGGAAAUUGGCUUAUACUCAAUAUCUGCUGACCGGAGAAGCUAGCCAUUGGUGGAGCAGCAUGAAGAUGAUCCUUGAGAGGAGUGGGACUCCUAUUACUUGGGAGUUGUUUAGAGUCAAAUUCUAUGCUGAGUACUUCCCUGACAGUGUGAGAUUUGCAAAGGAAGUAGAAUUUCUGGAACUGGUACAGGGCAACAAGUCAGUGUCAGAAUAUGCAGAUCGUUUCAAACAUUUACUUCGUUUCAACACUAUGGCAGUAGAUGAAGAAUGGCAAUGCAGAAAGUUUGAGAAUGGUUUGAGGAAUGAUCUCAAGCUACUUUUAAAAGGGUUACGUAUCAGAGAGUUCCCUACUUUAGUGGAGAUGUCCCGUGAUCUAGAGAAGACAAAGAAAGAAUCUGAGGGACAGCAGAGUCAGCCUGUGAGGACUGGGGGACCAUCUGGAUCUCGUGGUGGAUUUAUCACUAGGAAGACCCCUUAUGCUAGACCAUCUUUUUCUUCUGGGUCUAGAGGUUCAUCUUAUCAGCCAUCAGUGUAG